AUGGUGUCCGUGGGUUUUUUGAAAUCGAUGUUUAACGUUUCAGGCAUGGUAGCCGAUUUGAAGUCUUCAAACUUCAGUAUUUACGGUCAAUGGAUUUCAUACUUGAAUAUAAUUUUCUGUCUUGCGUUUGGUAUUGCCAAUAUCUUCCAUUUCAGUGCAGUCAUUGUAUUUUCUAUCAUUGCAAUUGUUCAAGGUUUGAUAAUAUUGUUCAUUGAAGUACCAUUUUUAUUGAAGAUUUGUCCGUUAAGCGAUAACUUCAUUGGGUUUGUCAGUAAAUUCGACACCAAUUUAAGACGUGCCUUGUUCUAUUUGGUUAUGUGUGCUAUUCAAUGGUGUUCUAUUAUCGUUCAAAGUACUAGUUUAAUCGUUGUGGCGGUCGGUCUCAGUAUUACAGCUACAGUGUACGCACUUGGUGCUGCUGCUGGUCAAGAAUUCAAGAAUAGUGCUAUUCUAAGUGACCGGGGUAGAGUUGCUGCAUCAGUGACAAACGAAGCGGUUGUUAGAGACAUGCUUUGA
Kluyveromyces lactis is the source of this 516-nucleotide messenger RNA. It is a transcript of the gene TVP18, whose product is annotated as Tvp18p. The coding region runs from base 1 to 516 and encodes 171 amino acids. The record is from RefSeq and is a predicted model, not a curated record. The transcript has a single exon. Gene Ontology annotation, biological process: vesicle-mediated transport. Gene Ontology annotation, cellular component: Golgi membrane. NCBI's taxonomy places the organism in Eukaryota, Fungi, Ascomycota, Saccharomycetes, Saccharomycetales, Saccharomycetaceae.